CAAAAAAUGCUUAUCAAAGAAGAAAUAUCCGAAAUCACGAGUCAAGAAAAUAUAAAAAUUUUAGAUGAAGCACAAUGCAAGAAAGCACUCGUAUCUCUAAGAGAAAUGUGGAAGGCAGCCCAAGAUAAAGUCGAACUGGCAAAAGCAAAUAAGGAAUGUCAACUCAAAAAAAUUGACGAAGAAAUCGAAAAAAAAGAGAGCAG
Messenger RNA from Acaulospora morrowiae, 203 nucleotides. The record is from the annotation of a GenBank genome assembly. Lineage: Eukaryota; Fungi; Glomeromycota; Glomeromycetes; Diversisporales; Acaulosporaceae.